Molecule: messenger RNA, 1080 nt
Organism: Emys orbicularis (European pond turtle)
Lineage: Eukaryota; Metazoa; Chordata; Testudines; Emydidae
Gene: TSKU
Product: tsukushi, small leucine rich proteoglycan
Exons: 2
Coding region: 1-1080 (359 amino acids)
Cellular component (GO): extracellular matrix
Molecular function (GO): protein binding
Source: RefSeq, a predicted model, not a curated record
AUGGAUGUAACUGGUUCAGCAAUGCCUCUAGCAGCCUGGUUCAGCCUGCUGCUUCUCUGUCUUUGUAUUGGUACUACCAGGACCUGCUCCCCAGGAUGCCACUGUGAAGUGGAGAGUUUUGGUCUCUUUGACAGCUUUAGCCUGACCAAGGUGGAUUGCAGUGGAAUAGGGUCACACAUUGUUCCUGUCCCUAUCCCGCUGGAUACUUCCUAUUUGGAUCUGUCCUCAAACAAACUGGAAACCAUCAACGAGUCAGUGCUGACCGGCCCUGGUUAUACCACCUUGGUGAGCCUUGACCUGAGCUAUAAUAAAAUUGCUAAGAUCUCUUCCACGACCUUCUCUAGGCUCAGGUAUCUGGAAUCCUUGGAUCUGAGUCAUAACUCUUUGGCAGUCCUUCCAGAUGAAUGCUUCCCCAGUUCACCCCUGGGGGACAUAGAUUUGAGCAACAACCACCUCCUGGAUAUAACGUUAGAUGUCUUUGCUUCCAAAGGUCAAGGGAAACCCAUUAACGUGGAUCUGUCCAACAACAUGAUAAGCGCAGUCACAAGACACAAUGACAAAAACAUCCCCAACAUCCAGAGCUUAAAUCUGUCUGGAAACAGACUGAAGACUGUGCCCAACCUCCAAGGGAUUCCCCUGCGAUACGUAAAUCUCGAUGGGAACCCUCUGGCCAAGAUUGAGAAAGGAGCUUUCAUGGGACUGAAGGAUUUAAUUCAUUUAUCUCUCAGCAGCUUACGUGGCUUUAGAGAGAUCUCUCCUUACAGCUUCAAAGAACUAUCCAACCUCCAGGUACUCGAUUUAUCCAGCAACCCCAACCUUAAGUUGUUGAGUGCCGAAGUAGUCUUUGGUCUAAGCUCCUUGCAAGAGCUCAACCUGUCCAGUACAAGUGUUUCCUUCUUGCCAAAGACUGUGCUGAAAUACUUACCUACCAUCAAAAGCAUUACCUUGGGGAAGAAUGUACAGUGUCUUAAGGUGAUCAAGGAAGGACAGUAUCACCAACAAAUUGGGCUGACCAAAAAAGAGGUCCUCAGUUGUCAUGACAGCCAUGGGUCCGUAGCAGCAGCACCCUAUGUCUCGUGA